CGUGCGACCUCUCUCCGUCUCUCUCGUGCUCUCCAGGUUCGCUGGGUUUUGAAGCUUUUCUUCGAUCUAGUCUUUUCUGCGGCGAUCGUUUUUUUUGUUUUUGCAAUUCUUCGCUAUUUUUCAGCUUCAAUGGCGCCAACGACGCAGCACCUGAAAGAAGAGCGAACUCGGUAUUUUCUCGUGAUCUGUUCCUCCUCCGUAUUUAUUUGAUCGAGAUAAGUUUUCUGCAAGAUCUCCGGCCGCCGGAUUACGAGGGUUUUGAUUUGAUUUGAUUUGAUUGCAUCAACCGAAGCAUCGGAGGGAUGCCGUGCAUGGGGGCGGCGGACGAGGACGCGGCCGCGGCUGCGGCGGACAAGGACGAGGAGCUGUUCGUGGAGGUGGACCCGACGGGGAGGUACGGGCGGUACGCGGACCUGCUGGGGGCCGGCGCGGUGAAGAAGGUGUACCGGGCGUUCGACCAGGAGGAGGGGAUCGAGGUGGCGUGGAACCAAGUGCGUCUGCGGAGCUUCAGGGAGGACCGUCCGAUGAUGGACCGGCUCUUCGCGGAGGUGCGGCUCCUCCGUGAGCUCCGCCACGACAACAUCAUCGCUCUGUACCGGGUGUGGACGGACGCCGAGCGGAGCACCCUCAACUUCAUCACCGAGGUCUGCACCUCCGGCGACCUCCGCGAGUACCGGAAGCGCCACCGCCACGUCUCCCUCAAGGCCCUCAAGAAGUGGUCCCGCCAGAUCCUCAUCGGCCUCGACUACCUCCACAACCACGACCCCUGCAUCAUCCACCGCGACCUCAACUGCAGCAACGUCUUCAUCAACGGCAACACCGGCCAGGUGAAGAUAGGGGACUUGGGGCUGGCGGCGAUCGUAGGGAAGAGCCACGCGGCGCACUCGAUACUGGGGACGCCGGAGUUUAUGGCGCCGGAGCUCUACGAGGAGGAGUACACAGAGCUGGUGGACAUCUACUCGUUCGGGAUGUGCGUGCUGGAGAUGGUGACGCUGGAGAUCCCCUACAGCGAGUGUGACAGCAUCGCCAAGAUCUACCGCAAGGUCACGGCCGGGGUGCGCCCGGCGGCCUUGGGCAAGGUCCGCGACCCCGAGGUCUGGGCCUUCAUCGAGCGCUGCCUCGCCAAGCCCCGCGCCCGGCCCUCCGCCUCCGAGCUCCUCAAGGACCCUUUCUUCAGUGGCCUGGAUGAUGACGAAACCCCACCUCCUCCCAGCGUGGUCGCCGUCGAGCACUGCAACCCGCCGUCGGCGGACAUCUCCGGCAUCCGGCUGGUUUGAAGGGAAUGCAUGCGUUGGGGUCUGGCUUUGGCUUCUCUUCGUCUCUAUACAAGCGUGUUCGUGGCGCUUCACGUCGCAGCAACUCGCAAUAGUUGUAUUUUUUAUAUUUUCAAUUAAUUUGGUCUUCGUAUCCAUAUACAUACCAAACUCGUUGGGUUGGAAGGGUCGUAUUUUCAGGCUGUUAUUUUUAUUCUAUUUGAUUAUACUUCAAUUUUUUUCUCAUCUUCA
This is a messenger RNA of Phoenix dactylifera (date palm), 1505 nucleotides long. Its product is annotated as putative serine/threonine-protein kinase WNK11. The record is from RefSeq and is a predicted model, not a curated record. Gene Ontology annotation, biological process: protein phosphorylation. Lineage: Eukaryota; Viridiplantae; Streptophyta; Magnoliopsida; Arecales; Arecaceae. Gene Ontology annotation, molecular function: ATP binding; protein kinase activity.